Messenger RNA from Doryrhamphus excisus (bluestripe pipefish), 2128 nucleotides. RefSeq names its product peroxisomal biogenesis factor 10 (gene pex10). Gene Ontology annotation, biological process: protein import into peroxisome matrix. The record is from RefSeq and is a predicted model, not a curated record. Gene Ontology annotation, cellular component: peroxisomal membrane. Lineage: Eukaryota; Metazoa; Chordata; Actinopteri; Syngnathiformes; Syngnathidae. Gene Ontology annotation, molecular function: zinc ion binding.
UCGUCAUCAACUUGCGCCACACACAAAAAACAUGAGCCGUUAGGAUAGCAACACCGACAAAUUAGUAAAUGUAUCGUGUAGGCAGGUUAGCGGUAAUAUUAAGCAUUCCGUUGCUUUCAUUUUUUGCCGGCGCCUCGUAGCAAGUUGAAUAUAUGUAGCAGUAGCCUGUUAGCACCCAUUCAAUGUAAAUCGCGAUGCCCCUCGCCCCUGCUAACCAGUCUCAGCUAAUUCGAUCCAGUCAGAAGGAUGAAUAUUAUCAAACCUUCCUCAGAAACAACGCAAAUGAAGCUUUUCAAACGCUUACGGGAUCAAAAAGAUGGUUGGACUGGAGGAAAGAAGUCGAGCUGCUUUCAGACGUGGCCUAUUUUGGUUUGACAACACUCAUAGGCUACCAAACCCUGGGUGAGGAGUAUGUCAACAUCAUCCAAGUUGACCCCAGUCGAAGACGAAUCCCCACGGCAGCCAGACGAGGCUUCUUUGUCUUCUGUCACACAUUCCUGCCCUACCUCUUCGACAAGGUCUUGGUGUGUUUGGAAAAUGAGCUAGAAGGUGGACAGGAAUCUGGCUCCGGAAUCAGACGGCGGCAGGUAGCAUCAGGACCGUGGAGCCUGGAGCUUUGCCUGAGAAAAUGCAUUCAGAGGGCAGUGGGAGUGUUGUCAGAGCCCCAGAGGAGAAAGUGUGUGCCGGCUGUGUUUGUCCUACAGCAGACCCUGAGCCUCCUGCACAGAUUCCAUGUGGCUCUUUUUUACAUCAGUGGCAUUUUCUAUCACCUGUCCAAGAGGACUGCUGGAAUCAGCUAUCUUCGUGUCUCGGGGCUGAGGAGCGAUGACAGGACCAUCAGGAGCAGCUACAGGCUGCUGGGAGCCGUGUCCCUCAUCCAGCUGCUGCUUACGUUGUGUUUGCAGCUCAAUAACUUCAGACAGAGACAACGAGCCAGGCAGGAGUGGAAGUGCUACAGAAACCUUAGUGGCAGCCCACAGCAAACCCAGACAUCCAGGGCUGCUCGCUGCAUCCUCUGCCUAGAAGGGCGCAGACACCCGACCUCUACUCCCUGUGGACAUCUUUUCUGCUGGGAGUGUAUCACAGAGUGGUGCAACACAAAGGCGGAGUGUCCCCUGUGUCGUGAGAAGUUCCAGCCUCACAAACUAGUAUACCUGAGGAACUACAGCUAGAAGAUGAGACACACGCAGUGUUGGUGGACUAUUUUUUUUUUUUUUUUUUUUAACAUACCUGCCUGCAAAGCUGUCCUCGGCAAACAUGUAAAGACAUGAAUAUUUUCCGCAGUCGUCUCUGCCAAACCACCGGUAUUACACAGAGAAAUAUGAUGUUGAAAUCUUGUGUUUUUGGUUUGUUUUUUUAUGAAAAUAUAAUUCGUUUGAUUGCAUCAGUCAGUGAUAAUACCAAAAGAAUUGUUUGAUAAUCACAAUUACUGUUAUGAAGCAAUCCACGACGACUUGUCAUUAUUGAAGGAAUACACAGUAAUACAAUACAAAUUUACGGCAAGUACACUAUUUUUUUCAUGUCACUACAAAUGUCUACUAGACAACUAAACAGUUCAGUUGUGCUUUACUUGAGUGGUAAUGGUGACAGGAGAUUGUUUAAUUUUAACUAACUUUUUUAUUUCCAUCUAAUCGAACACAUCAGAGUUUAAUGUGACAAUUUUUUUACAGUACAAUAGCAAUAUGGCUGUACAGUCAAACCACAAAGUGACCAGUUUAUAUUCUUAAAAUAUUGUGUAUUUUUGUCAACACAACUGAUCUUGAGUUGAAGAUUACAGACAAGAGGAGGGAGUGAGCAAACCAUUUCUGCAAUGUCAGCUGCAAUUGGCACAAAACAGGAAGCAAAAUGUUCAACGUUGAAUAUUUCAUGCUCUAUUCAGUAAGACUGGUCAGCACAUAUGGUCCUAAACAAUACAAUCCUCAAAGGAACAUUAGUAUUAGAGCUCAGAAUAAUUUAAUUCUGGCACAUUAUUCGUACAUGAGCUCAACGCCUCAAAGUGCACAGAGAUGGCAGCAGGAAGGACACAGCUUAGCAAAUUGUUACUUGCUCUGUGUGCAUCAUAUCAACAAAUAAGUCUGAAUGAUUAAUUUGUGCAUUAAGAGUGUUUCAUCUUGAAGAUAUCAUUUAA